UUUUUUUAUACGCGAGGAGAAUUUAAUUAGUUGUAUUCUUUCUUGCAAGCGAAAUCGAAGAAAAGCAAUGGCGAGGCGAUCACAUCUGACGGAGAUCGGGUGCAUCGCCUGCGACGAGCUGUCGGAAGUCGGCGCAGGCGAGAGAGAGGGGUGGCUCGAUGAUCCCUCCCUCCUCGCCGCUCUCCACCACCACUCCCUCGCUCUUGCCUCCGCCACUCGCCCGAUUGCCCUAGUCCUUGGUUGGGACCACUAUCAUCGAUUCUCCUCCUCCGCUGUCCGAGACCCAAUCAAGAUUCACCCGGUGUUGUCUCCAUACGAAGGCCGUAUUACCGCCCUCGAGUGGCUUCCCUUCGGUGACGUCCUCGCUCUAGCACUCGGCACCUCUGCCGGACUCCUCCUCAUCUACUCUGUUGGAGGCGAUCUGAUCCACAAGCAGCUUGUUCAUACUGGGCAUAUAUUGAGGCUUAGAUUUCGCCAAACUGCAAAAGCAGAUGGAAUUGGAGAAGCUUCCAUUUCUGAGGAACUUUGUGUGGUAUUGCCUGGCGUGGUUGCCCGCUUUGAUGGUUCUGAUAUACGGAGUUUACUUCAUACAUGGUUUCAAAAGUCCGAAACAGGAAUGUGGGAGAAUAGGCUUAAUAAAUUGGAGUCAGAGGAUGAUGAGACUUCAUAUGGGAGGAUACCUUUUCAGGUUUGGAAUGUUGGCAAGUUUGGAAGUUGUGUUGAUGCAGCUAUCACAAGCAUAAUGCCACCGCCACUCUUGGAGCUCCAGUCAAGUCAGCGUUUCUAUUGUGCGAUUACCAUUGGGAAUGAUUCUGUGAUUUCUGCAUAUAGGCUUUCAGAGGAUAGGAGUAGAUCUUUAGUUGGAACAAUCCUCUCAAAGGUUGUCCCUGUUACAUUCUCAACCAUUGCAUCAUUUUCAAAAUUGAUAUGGCGAAAUGAGUCUAAUGCAACAAGGAAGUCCCGCCCAACACCUCAGUCAUUUGCUAAAGCAUCUCCUCUAACUUGUCUUAAAGAUACCCGAAGGAAGGGAGAGAAACUCACAUUGUCUCCAAGUGGUACCUUGGCUGCAAUAACAGAUUUUAUAUAUGAGCAAAGUCAUGCAUGCCCCUGGGUGACCUGGCUGCCUGCGUGCAUGACAAACCUUCCAAUCUGCCCACGCUCGUCGACGUCUCCAGCAGUCGACGAGUGGCGAACUCUCGGAUGCUGCUUCCCAAUCCCCAAUGCAUGCUGCGUGCUUUAUCCGACUGGCUUCCUUCCCCUCGCUCCGUAUCCCUGUUUGGUUUCCUGCCAAUUUACACUCCUCGCCUACUUUAAUCAAUCAAACAACUGUACUGCCUUACCUAUUAUAUCUCCAUCUCCGCCCUAUGCAAUUCAAACUGAUCAUGAAUGUGGCAUCUCACAACACAGAUAG
Zingiber officinale is the source of this 1411-nucleotide messenger RNA. Its product is annotated as rab3 GTPase-activating protein non-catalytic subunit-like. Gene Ontology annotation, biological process: regulation of GTPase activity. The transcript has 7 exons. The record is from RefSeq and is a predicted model, not a curated record. NCBI's taxonomy places the organism in Eukaryota, Viridiplantae, Streptophyta, Magnoliopsida, Zingiberales, Zingiberaceae. Bases 68 to 1411 code for a protein of 447 amino acids.